Messenger RNA from Tetrahymena thermophila SB210, 1587 nucleotides. RefSeq names its product MORN motif protein. The record is from RefSeq and is a predicted model, not a curated record. The transcript is spliced from 7 exons. NCBI's taxonomy places the organism in Eukaryota, Ciliophora, Oligohymenophorea, Hymenostomatida, Tetrahymenidae.
AUGAAUAGCAAUCAAUCAUCUCCCGAACAUUCACUAACAAAGCGAAAUAGCAGGGUCGCUUCUACUUAGGAGUUACACAUGCCCAUCAAAGAUUGGAUUUCACAUUUAGCUAAUUUAGAAGAUUAGGAUUAAAUUCUUGAAUAUUUCGAAACAUAUAAACCUCAAUCCAAUACUUUUGAUAUGAACGAGCUCAAAAAUAACUCUAAUUUAAGAAUUAAAAGAUAUAAAAAUUGCAUUUAUUAUGGCAUUAUACUUGAAGGAUUAAGAGAAGGCAAAGGUAUAUUAUGUUAUUACAAUGGAAGAAUAUAUGAAGGUGAAUGGAAAAAUGAUAAAAAACAUGGAAAAGCUACAGAAAUUUAUUAAAACGGUGGAAGAUACUUUGGAAACUUUGCAAAUGGGAAAAAAAAUGGCAAAGGAUAAUUUAAAUGGGUAAAUGGUGAGAUAUAUGAUGGAGAAUGGAAAGACGGUACUAAGCAUGGAUCAGGAUUAUGGAAAGGAAUUAAAGGUGAUUCUUAUAUUGGAGAAUGGAAAGAAGGAAAAACAGAUGGAUUUGGUGUACAUACCUGGAUUAAUGGUGAUAGAUAUGAGGGAGAAUUCAAAUAAUGUUUGAAACAUGGUUUAGGAACUGAAAGGUUUGCAAACGGAGAUGUAUAUAUAGGAAACUAUGAAUAUGGAAAACCUGAAGGAUAUGGAGAGUAUUAUUGGAGUGUUGGAAACUUUUAUAAAGGUUAUUUUGUUAAUGGUCUAAGACACGGUAGGGGUAUUUGGAAAGCUGUAAAAGACGGUGGUGAUUGCUACGAAGGAGAAUAUAGAAAUGAUAAAAAGUGUGGGUACGGCGAGUAUAAAUGGGGAACUGGUAAUAUUUAUAAAGGGAACUUUGAAAAUGAUCUAAGACAUGGAUACGGUGAAAUGUAUUGGAAGGAUGGUUCAGUGUACAGAGGCUAUUGGAUGAAUGGUCUGUAAGUAGGAGAAAUUAAAGAAGAUUUAAAUGAAAAUAAUUCAAGCAGACUUGUAGACGAGUAAAUGGACAAUUAAUAAAUGCAACAUUAAAGAGAAGGCGAUGAUUAUUUGAAUAUACCACCUGAUAAAUAAAAAAGUAGUGCUACUUUAACAGAUAAUUAAAGUUAUAAGUCACCAAUACAAAAAUCCUAAAAUACAACUCAAUUAACACUCCCAAAAAUAAAUGGGUCAUAAUAUGGUAGCAACUAUAGUGGAAAUAAACCUAAAAGAUUGAUAUCACUCAGUCCUGAAAAAUAAUCAUAAAAAGUAUUACCUAAAUUGGAGUGUUAAACUUGUGCUAAUAAGAGAAUUUGCUCUGCCUCUAACCACAACAUGAUACCCUAAAGAAAUGCAUCUCUCUCGUAUAAAAGAAAUAAUAAUGGUAACCUAUCAAGUAGAAGAAAGGAUUUAAGUAUAGAUUAAAUUUCCACAAACUAUUAGAGUCCUAGGGACAAUAGUAAUAGUAGAAGUAAUUCAAGUAGUCGUAAAGCUAUAUGGAGACCUUCUGGAGUAGCUCAGCACUUCAAUCCUGUAGGAUUUGAUUUAAACGCUAAAAAUCACAUUUAAAGUAAAUAUAACAGGCUUUGA